ACGAGUAAUGCAGGGGUUUAGGAGUUGAUGCUAAAUAGUGAGCUCUUGGUAGAUCUUGCUACAAUACAUACAAGAGAGGAUUUAAUGGGUCUAUCCCUUUUAUUCAACUCUGUAAACAGACUAUUUGGUUCCUGCAAUAUAGUGACCGCAGGCAAAUAGUGUCUUAUCUCUGAGAUCGUUUCCGAUACAAGAAAAUAGUGGCUAUGGGAAUCUACAUCUCGACCGCAUCGUCCAUUCGUAUGCAUAGAUCUACGUAUCUGUUUAAUCAUGUUUGAUUUGUUCUUCAUAUACGUAUUUUCGGGAUUGCUCCUGAAGCCUACAACCGACAGGCAAUGAUUCUACUUUGCAAAAUAUGAAUGUUUACUGCCGGGCAACUAUGAUCCCUGAUUCUAAACCUACGUUACAGUGUGACACAUCGGACCACCAAGCUACUCCACGGGAGAGCUAGCAUCCCGAUGGCGCGGACUGAACUAAUUAAGAACAGAGUUGUGGGUCUGUAAUCAGUUAAACGCCUGGGGCAACCAUGCGCGUGGGCUUCUGGGGCCUGCUGGCAGCAGUCAUCGUCCUCAACCUGCUGAUCAUCUACUAUGUGUCCCAUGUCCAGCACCAGAUUGAGAGGAGACGGGGGGAGCCAGGGAGGGGCUCCAGGAGGUCCCCUCUGCCUGUGUCCGGCCAGGGGGGCGGCGGGCCUGGAGCUGGGGUGGGGGUUAUUGGUGGAGGAGCAGGAGGGGGGGUCGGAGAAGGCAACACCCGUGGCCCGCGGGUCACCGUCCUCCUCCGUGAGUUUGAGGACUUUGAGAACUACGUGGGAGACGUGGCGAGGUCGUUCCUCCACCAGCGGCCCGAGCUGCCCUUCCUGGCGGUGGCCGACUCUCCUCCCUACCCUCCUCUGGCGCUCCCUGACGGGGCCCGGCUCCUGGUGCUCACCCCCAGCCCGGACCAGCCCCCGCAGGCCCACCGGCCUGAGUUCCACGUCCAGACGGAGUUCGUGCUGCUGGUUCCCGACGGCGUGGAGCUGGAGCAGGGCCGUCUGGUGGAGCGUCUGAUCCGGGAGCUGGAGGGCGAGGGCGGCGGGCCCGUGAGGCUCGUGGCGGCGUCCGUGCUCGCCCGCUCCGCCGUGCAGUGCCUCAGCCUGAGGGUGAGCCUGCGCGAGUGGACGGCCACCUACACGCCCGGCGCGUCGGGGAGCAGCGGGAGCGUGUGCACAGCGCUGCAGGGCGACGCCGUCUUGCUGAUGAGGUCCGAGGACCUCUUCAACCUGUCCGUCCCCCUGGGGCGUCCUCUGAUGACCUCGCUGUUCAUCCAGACCUCGCUGCGCGGCUGGAAGGUCAAGCUGCUGGAGAGCCCCGCCUUCGCCGCGGGCAACAGGCCGCUGUUCAGCUCUGCCCACAACCAGUGGAAGGCGGACACGCGUGUGAGGGAGAGCACGGCUCGUCUGAUGAGGGGCUUCGGGCUGAAGCGUCUGCUGCUGGCGGAUGGGAAGGAGCAGUGGUUCGGCUGUGGGAAGGAGACGCCUCGCUGCUUUGGAACGGUGAGGGACGACACGCCCGAUUACCUGUACCUGGAGCGCUGGACUCCCCCCUGCUGCCUGCGGGCCCUCCGCGAGACCACUAAGUACGUCAUCAACAUCCUGGAGAGCUCCGGGGUGCGCUACUGGCUGGAAGGGGGCACGCUGCUGGGAGCCGCCCGCCACCAGGACAUCAUCCCCUGGGACUACGACGUGGACCUGGGCAUCUACCUGGAGGACAUCCCCAACUGUGACUACCUGAAGAACCUGGACUCGGGCUCCCUGGUGGACGCGAAUGGCUUUGUGUGGGAGCGGGCGGUGGAAGGGGACUUCUACAGGGUGCAGUACAGCGAGGCCAACCACCUCCACGUCGACCUCUGGCCCUUCUACCCCCGCAACGGGGUGAUGACCAAGGACACCUGGACCGAGCACAAACAGGACGUGGAGUUCCCCGAGCACUUCCUGCAGCCGCUGGUGCCCAUGACGUUCGCCGGCGUCACCGCGUACGGACCCAACAACCACCGGGCCUUCCUGGAGCUCAAGUUUGGGGAAGGGGUGAUCGAGAACCCCCAGUACCCCAACCCAGCCAAGAAGAGGCUGGACAGGAGCAGGCUCUGAGGGAGGGAGGGGGGCUAGAGAGAGAGCCAAGGAAGGGAGGAGAGGAGGAGAAGGGAGGAGAGGAGGAACCCUCCCAAAAAGAGAGGUAGAGAGAGGAUGACAAGAGAUGGGAGAUAUGAAGCGGUAGGUGUGAGAGAGGUUGGCGUUGUCCUGAGGGCUUUUCUCCCAGCUGUGUGUGCGUGUGGGCAGGUGCAGGAGGACUCAGACGCGUCACAGAAACACAUGAACACUAUGAAAUCCUAGCGCUGUCUGGGCCGUUUCUCUAGGAGGAAGUGUGACACGAUAGCUGAAGUAACAGCUCACAUGCAGAAGGAAGUGUUAAGUGUUAUAAGUGUCAGGGUGAAGUGUUAUAAUUAUUGGGUUCUAUCAUUGUGUGUGUGUGUACCUGGACUGAGGCUUGGGGUGUGUUUUGUGUAUGUAUGUUUGUGUGUUUGCCUGGACUAAGGCUCAGUGUGUGCGUGUGAGUGAAUUCAUGUUUACGUUGCACCAAUUCACUUUAUUUGAAAUUGGCAAAAAUUGUGUUUGAUACCUUGCAGGGGGGACGUAAAUCAAAUCAGAACUGCCCCUCAACCAACCUAAACCCUCAAGGAAAACCAUGAAAAACUCACUAGAGGAAAAAAAAUUAAGAAAC
Hypomesus transpacificus is the source of this 2756-nucleotide messenger RNA. RefSeq names its product fukutin related protein (gene fkrp). Gene Ontology annotation, biological process: protein O-linked glycosylation via mannose. The record is from RefSeq and is a predicted model, not a curated record. The coding region runs from base 524 to 2125 and encodes 533 amino acids. The transcript has 3 exons. NCBI's taxonomy places the organism in Eukaryota, Metazoa, Chordata, Actinopteri, Osmeriformes, Osmeridae. Gene Ontology annotation, cellular component: Golgi apparatus.